Corvus hawaiiensis (hawaiian crow) is the source of this 2308-nucleotide messenger RNA. It is a transcript of the gene SKIC8, whose product is annotated as WD repeat domain 61. The record is from RefSeq and is a predicted model, not a curated record. Lineage: Eukaryota; Metazoa; Chordata; Aves; Passeriformes; Corvidae. Gene Ontology annotation, cellular component: Cdc73/Paf1 complex. Bases 90 to 1193 code for a protein of 367 amino acids. The transcript is spliced from 9 exons. Gene Ontology annotation, molecular function: protein binding.
GGUCACUGAGGUCAUCAAGGCGCGACGGCGGCAGGAGCUGUGUCCGGCUUUUUCCAGAGCGCUCCCGUCGGGAUCGUUUUCAGAAAGACAUGACCACACAGUACGGUAUUCUCUUCAAGCAAGAGCAAGCUCACGAUGAUGCCAUCUGGUCAGUUGCCUGGGGAAAAAAUAAAAAUGAUGGUUCUGAAACAGUGAUCUCUGGUUCUUUGGAUGAUCUGGUGAAGGUCUGGAAGUGGAAUGAUGAAAAGCUGGAUCUGCAGUGGACUUUGGAGGGUCACCAGCUGGGGGUGGUGUCUGUGGACAUCAGCCACACGGGCGCCAUUGCAGCAUCCAGCUCCCUGGACGCCCACAUUCGCCUCUGGGAUUUAGAGACUGGCAAACAGAUCAAGUCCAUAGAUGCUGGUCCUGUUGAUGCUUGGUCCCUGGCUUUUUCACCUGAUUCCCAGUACCUUGCAACAGGAAGUCAUGUGGGGAAAGUAAAUAUUUUUGGUGUUGAAACUGGAAAGAAAGAAUAUUCUCUGGACACCAGAGGAAAGUUCAUCCUUAGCAUUGCAUAUAGUCCAGAUGGAAAAUACUUGGCCAGUGGAGCAAUAGAUGGCAUUAUCAAUAUUUUUGAUAUUGCAACUGGAAAACUUCUGCAUACGCUAGAAGGCCAUGCGAUGCCCAUCCGCUCGCUGACGUUCUCCCCAGACUCCCAAUUACUCGUCACCGCGUCCGAUGACGGCUACAUCAAAAUCUACGACGUGCAACAUGCAAACUUGGCUGGCACAUUAAGUGGUCAUGGAUCCUGGGUUUUAAACGUAGCAUUUUGUCCUGAUGAUACCCAUUUUGUUUCCAGUUCAUCUGAUAAAAGUGUAAAAGUUUGGGAUGCUGGAACGAGAACCUGUGUCCAUACCUUCUUUGACCACCAAGAUCAGGUAUGGCUGCUAUUCCCUAAGUCACCAUGUUCCCAGGAGAGCUUGUGUAGUUGUGCACAUUUGUGUGUCACCUUGGCGCUGCAGCUCCAGCCUUGCAGUAAUGCAGUAACUUUAGCUUGCUGUAAUGACAUUUUAGAAGUUGUUUGUGGUUAUUUGGCACUUAAUAUUGAACUAGUAUUCCCAAGUGUAUAUGCUGAUCUCUUCCAAGUAAUUAACAUUUUUCAGGCUCAAAUAAAGGCAAGCCUGAGUGGCCAAAAUCUUACCAGACUCUGUUAGCUUUGUCUCUGGUCUUACUUAUUUCUGUCACUUACACAGCAUAUGCAUGUGUAAGGGUGGAAAUACUUAUCUAAAAGGAUGGAAUUACCUAAACAGAUGCUUGAAAGCAGCCUUGAAACUUGGGACUUUUUCCUCCUCCACUGUCUGUAAUACUGUGGUUUUUGUAUUUAUUGCUGAGUGCUAGCUACUUGUGAGGGAAGGAGUUAGGUUUCUACCUAUUUACUCUUUGUCCAAACAUCAGGUGAUAAAUAGAACAAUAUUAUAUUUUAAUGGAUCACUGAGUAAGAAACAAAGGCUAUUCUUCUAGAUUUUAUUUGAACUCUUUCUUCUGUAGUACUGUUUUGCUGGUAACCUUCUUUUCAGUUACCUACGGGUAUGAGGGUUUUAAUACUGAAGUACCAAGUGGGAUUUGAUUUCCCCUGUUGUUUUAGCUGUUACCUAUAAUCUCAUUAAGUCUGUGGCAAACAGAGAUGUAUCAGUUAUUGGGAAUGCUGGGUUUUGGUAUUAAUGCAAAAUAUUAAUAAUACAAGAAUGCCCAAAACAUACUGUUGUUAAUAUACCCAUUCUGCAUUUCACAUUAAUGUGCUGCUGGGUAGCCUUCACCCUUCCUGAUGUCAUUCUGAUGGAGAAGGGUGUCACUUAAGAGCUUGUGUAACUGUCGUAAAUCAGAGGACUGACCUGAAUUUUUCUAAGUAAGCUUUGCACUGGUACGGAAAUGGCUCUCUGAAAGAGCUCAAGGAUAAACCAGAUCAUUCUUCAGUCUGUCAUGAUGUGUCAGUCUGCAUGACAAAUACCUCCUCUCUUGCUUUCCUGCACUGUAAAAUACUAUUUUCAGAAAGGGCUGCAGGAUGGGUAAGAGUGAAAAUGCUUGGGUUGAUUUAUGCAAACUGGGGCGAGUACUUUUCAGCCCUUACCAAGUAUCUCUGGCUUGUAUAAUCCUGUCAGUGGGAGUGGGUGUAGGAAGUCGUCAAGCUCCUAGAUGGCAGUGUCCUGCUCUGGUUCAGCAGCCUUAGCUGCUGUAAAAGCAGAAGCCAUAUUGCACCAGCUCUAAUCAGGUGACCUUUAAAAUACUCCUUCCUCUUCUCCUUGUAAUAAAUAUGACUGCUACAAAGCUC